Xyrauchen texanus (razorback sucker) is the source of this 4325-nucleotide messenger RNA. RefSeq names its product arrestin domain containing 1b (gene arrdc1b). The transcript has 8 exons. Bases 83 to 1420 code for a protein of 445 amino acids. Gene Ontology annotation, molecular function: ubiquitin-like ligase-substrate adaptor activity; ubiquitin protein ligase binding. Lineage: Eukaryota; Metazoa; Chordata; Actinopteri; Cypriniformes; Catostomidae. The record is from RefSeq and is a predicted model, not a curated record. Gene Ontology annotation, biological process: protein transport. Gene Ontology annotation, cellular component: cytoplasm.
UGAAACUGGCCGCAUUUUGCCUGUUACUUCACAGCGACGAUCUCAUCCGCCGCGGAGCGCGUGAGUGGUGCUUUUGACAGACAUGGGAAAGCUUCAGGAAUUCGAGAUUACUUUCACCAAUAACAAAGUGGUCUACAAUCCCGGCGAAACCGUAUCAGGAACUGUGAGAAUAAAAACAAGCCACUCCUUACAGUUUAAAGCCAUUAAAGUGUACUGUGUGGGGUCAUGUGGCAUCUCCUCCAAGCUGAAUGAUGCAUCAUGGAUGUUAGAGGAGCGAUACUUGAGCAGCACACUGUCUGUGGCCGACAAAGGUACCCUGCCAUCUGGUGAGCACAGCUUUCCCUUUCAGUUUCUCAUUCCAGCAUCUGUUCCAACCUCGUUUGAAGGCCCAUUUGGGAAAAUUCUGUACAAAAUUAGGGCUAUUAUUGACACGCCACGUUUCUCAAAGGACUACAAGACACAGCGACCCUUCUACCUGCUCAGUGUACUCAACCUCAAUGAGUUGCCAGAUAUAGAGAAACCCAGCUGUGCUGUGACAACCAAAAAGUUUACCUACCUCCUGGUCAAAUCAGGCACACUCAUGCUGAGGGCUUACAGUGAUCUUAGAGGAUACACUCCUGGUCAGGUCAUCAAACUGACUACUGAGAUCCACAACAGGUCUGGUAAAGACACUGGCUGUGUGAUGGCAAGCCUUAUACAGAGAGUGACGUAUAAGACAAAGCGGUCAGUGUUUGACCUACGGCCCAUAGCGGAGGUCGAGGGAGCCAGGGUGAAGGCAGGCAAACAUGCAGAGUGGAGAGAACAGAUCAUCGUCCCUCCUCUUCCUCAGUCAGGCCUCACUGGCUGCAGCCUCAUAGACACCGAGUAUUUUAUACAGGUGUCACUAAAAUCUCCUGAGGCUGUUGUCACGUUACCCAUCUACAUUGGGAACAUAGCUGUAAACUUGACUCCCUCCAUUCCACCCCCACACUCCAUCGCUCCUGGUGCUCCGAUGCCUGCCAUGCCAAGCCUCAGCCCUGCGGUCCCCAGUGCCCCUCCUGUUGAGGAGGCCCUGGAGGGUGAGCUAGGGGCCGGAGGGGUAGCCAGCGAGGAGAUCUCCACCAAGAGUCAUUCUCAGCAGGACCCGUCCGGCGUGACUCUCUCCAUGUCUCCUAGUGCAUUCGGUCAUGCGUCUGGUCCAGUACCACCACUGAGUCAGCAUCUCGCGCAGUCCUCAGACAGCUCUGCGCCUCUGUUCUGUGUGUCCACAGGAGCCACCAUACCUUUCUUCACCGAGACUAAUGCAACCCCAGUGCCCACUUCCUGUCCUCUGAUCCUGCCACCUGAAUAUAGCACCUGGGAAUAUCCACAUGAGCCGCCUCCCACUUACGAGGAAAGCUGCAGUAGCAACAAUUCCAGUUUCAACAGUAGCAUGAGGUAGACCAAUCAGAGGUCUCAUUGCUUUUUCCAUGCGAUUCCUUGAGUACCCUCUGUUGGACGGUGUGUAGACAUUGCCGCCAGGCCCCAAACCUGAUAAUUCCAUUCUAUGGAACAAAUAUCUGUAAUACUUAUAAAAAUCAUUUCUAUAUGUUUGUUGAUCCACUCAAAUUAUAUUUUCAACUGUGCAACUAGGAGAGUUAAUUUAGUGCCUAAGAAGAUGUAGCAAUUACUAGGUAUGUUCGUGGGUUUUUGUGAAAGAAAUACCAGCAUCUGAACCAUGAAAAUUACAUUUGAGUAUACUUUUUUUUACAUUUUUUUUAACCAAGGUUGGCCUUAUGUGGAGCUCUGUAAAAUCUGAAAUAACCUACAACUUAUACUUUCUUUUAUAUCUGACAAGACUUUUUUAAAAAUUACUCCAUUCCUUGUGACAAUAUGGGACUGUGAAGGCACUCCAUGAUUACGUCAACAGGAGUGGGUCUUGACUAACAAUGGAUACAGAGAACAUUCCUCUUGAAAGAACAAGUUUUAUUUAUUGAUCAUGAUCAAUGUUGGAAGUAGAAAUUUUCAUCUGACUUUAUAAAAUCCAACUCAGCACCAAAUGGACAUGAACUCUGUGUAGAUACAGCUUUGGACAACCUAUGUAGUCAGCCACCAUGGGCACAUAUGUCAUUAUCACUUGGCCAAACAGUGAUAUGCAACAUAUUGCAUAUCGUUUUUUAAUGCACUUCAUUGCAUGUCAUUUUGAAAACUUACACUUUCUUCUUUUUUACUGGCUAUCAAGAGAUUUUUAGAGGACACUUCUGACUCCUAACUCCCAUCUUAAUGCCUCAGUGUUUUGAAAUAAGAUGGUUGUAUUUGUGUUACCCUUUGUUACCAAAAUUAUCAUAAUAUUCUUUUCAGGGGGUUCUUCAUUUGUCCUUAGAAUAAUUUUUUUUUAAGUAUUCUAGCCAUUUAAUAGGCACAGAUUCAGACUGUGAUUGGUUUAAACUUAGCGUGAUAUCAGAAUUUUUAGUAAUACGUUAAAUGUUGGAAAACCAGAUGUGUUUUUAAAAUUUGUGCAGCACUUUUGCUGAAAAUGAAAAGAAAUUUCUCAAAUGCAUCAUUUGAAAUCUGAUGCAAAUUAUACAUGUAAGUUUGUAUUUGACUUGUUUGGUCAUAUGCUUUGAUAUUUCUCAUUCUAGCCCACAGUGAAUGGAGAUUUAUGAUGGAUUUCCAGUGAGUACAGUUUUGACAACGACCCUUAAAUGUAGCAAAAACAAAAAAGUUUCAUUAUGAGCUGUGCAGACCCUUGAACUGUUCGGAUGAAUUUGGAAGCACAAAAAGGCACUUUUAUAGACUUUAUCUCUGUGUACAAAGAGUGUGUGUGUUUGUGUGUGUGUGUGUGUGUGUGUGUGUGUGUGUGAGAAUUUCUGGGGUGAUUUCUCCACCAAAAUGUUAAAUUUUUUAAACUGUGUAGUUACAUUAGUGCUUAAAGUGAUCAUCAAAGGAAGAGGCUCACAGGUUCUCUUGAAAUUUGAAAAUCAACGACAGCACAUAUGAAAUACAAUUUUGUAUCAAGCAAAAUUAGAAGAUUCGGUUCAGACUAAAGCUUAUGGUUUCUCUGCACCCCCUUUUCUGAGUGACAAAAUAUUUUGCUCAAUAUUAUAUACCACUAUGUACCAUUUAAAGUGCUGAUAGAGCAGAAUAAUUCUUAUUGAAGAAUCAAAUAAAACAUUAUUGACCUUGUCUUUGCUGAUUGUAUAACAGCAGGCCACUGUGACUUUUAACAGUGCAGCUAAAUUAAAAUUCUGAGUUCGAUAUAAAGUAUAGUAUUUUCACUUUGAGCAGCACUGUUUUGUAAUCUCAGCAGAAAAUUCAAACACGCAAUUAAAAUCUGUUAUCAUUUAUCAUCACAGUCCAGUAAAUACACCUGAUUUUUUUCAGUAUUCUCAACUACAUUUUGCCUUAAAUGUGAACGUGAUACAUCACUGGUCCCCUGGUAACAAAGCAAAGACAAACUGUAGUACUUUUCGGGAUAAUACUGUAACAUGUUUACUAUUUUCUUCAUUUGUCUCCUUUGAAAUUGUUUCUGUUGGCUUAAAAGUACAGUUCGGCCAAAAAUGUAAAUUCUGCCAUCAUUUACUCACCCACAUGUUUUGUUCCAAACCCAUAUGACUUACUUUCCUCUGUUGAACAAAUAUAGAGAUAUUAGGCAGAAUAUUAGGGACUGACAGCCUCAGUCACCAUUCACUUUCAUUGUAUGUAAAAAGAAUGAAUGAAUUUUUGUGGUAAUCAACAUUAUGCCACAAAUUCUGUCGAAUGAGCUUAACUUGUAUUGAACCCGGAAUAUUCCUUUAAUGAAUUUUAAUGCAUCAGAAAGAGUUGUAAAUGAUGGUAGAUUGUUAUUUAUGCCUCUCCAUUUCGGGCUUGAACAAUGAAAGAUAAUUUAAUGAAAAGACAAAUUCCUCCAUCUCUGUAAUUUCUGAAGUUGCAACUUGGAUGAAUAUUUUUCAUGUUUGAUUUGAAUGUGCUGCUGUAUGUUCUUCCUCUUCACCAAAGGUUUAACAGCUUUAUCAAGUUUCAUUUUGUCAUUUGUGUGGUACAUUCAUCCCUCUGCAUUUUCAGCAGGUUUUGAAAUAAAGUAGCACGAUUGUGGAUAAAUGUUUGUAAAGACGUGACAGAAUCAAACUUGUACAGCAAAGUAAUAAACUCUUUGAAUUUCUAUUUUUUUUUCUAAGAUGUUACUCAUUUAAAUGUAUCCAUUUUAAAAUACUUGUCAUUGCCCUACAAUGUCCUGCCCUACAUUGUUUUCUCAUUGAAUAUCUCAGAAAUGUUAUAUUACGUAUGUAAAUUGGGUUGCAAAUGCUGAUUUAUGUUGACAUCAUUUCUCUUUAUCAAGUGUGAACAAUAGAUAAAACAUGAAGAUG